This is a messenger RNA of Dissoconium aciculare CBS 342.82, 2133 nucleotides long. RefSeq names its product amidase signature enzyme. The record is from RefSeq and is a predicted model, not a curated record. Lineage: Eukaryota; Fungi; Ascomycota; Dothideomycetes; Mycosphaerellales; Dissoconiaceae. The transcript has a single exon. The coding region runs from base 1 to 2133 and encodes 710 amino acids. Gene Ontology annotation, molecular function: catalytic activity.
AUGGCAAUCACGACCGCGGAGCUGCCUUCGGCACGCCCGUACGCCUAUCGCUUCCCCAUCGAAUCCACAGCGUUGAUCAUCAUUGACAUGCAGAGGGACUUUCUAGACCCAAAUGGAUUCGGGAUGAUCCAAUGUGGGAACGACGAGGUCUUCGCAAAGGUCCGCGAAGUAGUUCCGCGAACACGAGCCGCCCUGCAUGCUGCAAGAUCACUCGGCCUGCAUGUGGUGCACACGCGUGAGGGCCACACGCCAGACCUGGCCGACCUGCCGCCUUCCAAACGAUUCCGGCAAGUCUCUGCACCGGCGGGACACCAUACGAUCGGUAUCGGUGAGCAGGGUCCGAUGGGUAGGCUACUUGUACGUGGUGAGUACGGUCAUGACAUCGUAGACGAAUUGAGGCCUGUUCCCGGCGAACUCGUCAUCGACAAGCCUGGCAAGGGUUCCAUGUGGAGAACAUCACUGCAUCGAUCCCUAUUGGCGCAUGGGAUUACCCACCUCUUGUUUGCAGGUGUGACAACUGAAUGCUGUGUUAAUACCACUGCGCGAGAGGCCGCAGAUCGUGGUUUCGAAUGCUGCGUGCUCGCGGAUUGCACAGCCGGCUUCGAUCCCGGGUUCUAUGAAUCCACAUUAGAUGUUCUUUGCGCUUACGAUGGGCUCUUCGGAUUUGUUGGCUCUUCACAGGAGCUUCUUAAGAUCGCAAACGACGCUCAAGGCCCGUCAACCCAAGCCACUGGUGAUACCCAGCAGCUUGACCUCUCUAUCAAAUGCCUCCGAACAAGAUAUACUCAGGGCAGCCUCAUUCCUGAGCAAGUAGUGACCGAAGUCUCAAGACGCAUAGCAGAAUAUCACGAAAAAAACCCCGCUGUCUGGACUUAUCUACGAUCCGGCGAUGAGCUUUCUUCGUCAGCUCGAGAGCUGAAUGAUCGAUUCAGUGGCAAGCCGCUUCCGCCACUGUAUGGCAUCCCCUUUGCGGUCAAAGACAAUAUCGAUGUUACCGGUAUUCCGACAACAGCAGCAUGCGAGGCAUUCACACGCACGCCGACCGCAACUGCGAGCGUCGUCCAAGCAAUCCUAGACGCCGGCGGAAUCUUCAUAGGCAAAACAAAUCUCGAUCAGCUCGCGACUGGUCUUUCUGGUUGCAGAUCCCCGUUCGGCACGCCAAAGAGCGUAUUCGGUGACUCACGUGUUGCCGGUGGCUCGUCUUCGGGUUCCGCAGUCGCAGUAGGAGCAAACCUGGUGUCCUUCGCUCUAGGUACGGAUACUGCAGGCUCAGGCCGCGUGCCAGCAGCAUUCAACGGAGUCGUUGGUUUCAAGCCGACCAAAGGCACUGUGAGCACUCAAGGUGUGGUUCCAGCUUGCAAAAGCCUUGAUACGGUGUCUAUCCUCGCUUCAUCAGUUACAUCAGCACGAGAAGUCUGGCUGGUAUGCGACACCGGGCCCGAUUCUGCGGAUGCAUACGCCAAACCGCAGCAGUCAUUGUCUCUGUGGCAUGCAGACUUCCGUGGACCAAAGGUUGGUGGUUUUGUGUUUGGCGUGCCGCCUCAGAAAGCACUCGAAAUCUGCGAGGAUGACUACCGCAUAUUAUUCCUGCAAACAAGCGAGAGGUUACAAAGAGCAGGCGGUACGCCCUUCGAAGUCGACUGGACACUAUUCGAAAACAGCAGUAAUCUCCUGUACAAUGCAUCUUUUGUGCUAGAACGCGUUGCCUGCUUAGGUUCAGAGUUCCUCACCAAGCACCUGCAGAGCCUCCAUCCUGCGACACGGACGGUCUUUGGCGCGGCUUUGGAAUCCAACAUCAAGCCAUGGCAGGUAUUCGAAGAUCUGCACCUCCAAGCAGAGUACAUCAGGCAGACAGCACUGGUCUUCCAACACAUUGAUGUCCUCCUCGUCCCGACGACACCUUGCCAUCCGACGAUUCAACAAAUCGAGGCCGACCCCAUCGUGCUCAAUUCGAAAAUUGGAUAUUAUUCUCAUUUCGCCAACGUGCUGGACCUGUGUGGUCUCGCGGUGCCAGCAUCAACGUUUCAUACGACAAAUGGCGAGGAGUUGCCAUUUGGCAUAACGCUCCUCGGGGCAUCUGGGACCGACGGCAAGAUCUUUGACAUAGCCCGAGAAUUUGAGCGGACGACUUGA